AUGGAAGAGCGCAAGAGACCCAGUCCCUACGAUCAGGUCGAAUCUGCUCCUCCGCUGAAGAGGCAGGCCACUUCUGCCAAUGGUGCAUCCAAGUCUCACAAGGAUGAUGACAUGCCUUGGAAGGAUGAUCUUGAGAGAUUCCAGAAAGAUGCGAUCUAUCGGCAGAUGCAGGAGUAUCGGAGGGAGAAAAACACCCUUGAAUCACAAUUAAAAGAUAUGCGGAAAAAGGCACGAUAUCACGAUGAUCAUCUCCGGACCAUUGAUUCUUGGUUUCAACAAGUAAUUGAUGAGGUCAAGAUUAUUAUCAAAGGAGAUGAAGACGUAGAUAUGGAUGCUUCGUCUCUGCCUUCUUCCCUCCUCUUCACAGAUCAAGAGCAGUUCGAAGAACAUCUGCGCAGCCGGUCCAAAGAAAUCAAGGCCGUGAUAUCGAGGCUGUUCGGCUUCACCAGAUCGUAUUCGCCUGAUGUAACAACACUACAAUCAAAAAUAUCUCGACUUCUGGCCGCCGAAAAAAGUCACGUGGUCGAGUUGUCAAGGUUGCAGGCCGAGAAAGAGGAUCUUGAAACUCGGCUAGAAAAUGCAUCUUUGCGAUACAUGAUGGCGGAAAAGAAGAUUGAUCGAGCCAAGAGCAUGACAGUGGCCAAACUGGAAAAGCAGGCUCUCCUGGGUGCAACCAAACCCACGUCCGAAGAAGGCGGUCCGGUGAAGCGUGAGGAUAGCACCGUCAACGGAACGACCGACAAUUCUGAAGAGUUGGCCGACAUGGAAAGAGAGUUGAAUAAGACCGUGCUUGUCUCGGAAAAGCAAAAGGAGCAGCUGGAAAGACUGGAAGAAGAAAACUCCAAGUUGACAGCACAGUUGACCGAAUUGUCGACAAAAUCGGCGAUCUUGACGGAUGAAGAUUACGCCAAGACCGAGUUAUUCAAGCAACUGAAAUCGCAGCACGAGGACGUCAUCAAGAGAAUCAACAAUCUUGAAGCCACCAAUGCAGAGCUCAAAGAAGAAGCCCAGAAACUACGGUCGGAGAGGACAACAUUUCAAAUUCAGAUAGAAAAUGAGGCUCGAAUUGCCUUGGCUGAGAAGGAAUCCCUUCUCGCAGCGUCUGAAGCGAAUUUGGCCCGGAUCCGACAUAACCGGGACGAAUUGCUUGCAGAUCAGGCAAUCAAGAAAUCUUCUCUGGAACAGGAUCAAGAGGCAGUGAAGAAAAUUUCGGAGUUGGCCUCUGCCCAAGAGGAUCGUAUCAGAGCUCUUGAAUCUGAAAACGAGCGACUGGCCAUGCAACCAAAUAGCACGGGCGGGGGUAAUACAGAAUUGGAUUCAUUAAAUCUGGACGAAUUGAGAGCCAGAUACAAUGAACUUGACCGAAAAUACGGUCUUUUAAAUGGUGAAUUGGCUUCGAUGUCCACCGCAUUUCAAAAGACGUCGAAAAUUGCCAGCCAGAAAGUCUCCGAAUUUGCCGCCAUGGAGGACAAAGUACAGCGACUUUCGGCAGAAAAGGCCAAAGCAGAUCAAAAGUUCUUUGCCGCUAUGAAGAGCAAGGAAACGCGAGACGGUGAAAUUCGAACGUUAAGGCUACAGAACACCAAGUCCGCAGAAGCGGUGUCUCAGCUGAAAGAAGCCGAAAACGCCACCCGAGCUUUGUUGGCAACGAUGGAAAAGCAACUGUCUGAACUGAAGGACGCAUUAACACUCAAGACAAACGAACAUCGGACGGUGCAGCAACAAAACAUCAUUCAAGGCCUCGAAGUGUCAAGGUUAAACGCCCAAUUGAACGAAUUGAAGAGCCAAUUGACUGCCAAGGACACCCAAUUGGCCACGACAUCCAGCCUCUGUCGUUCCGCCGAGGUAGAGGUGGAAGAGCUGAAAUCUUCACUCAGGGAUACGCGAAGAAGUCUCGAGUCGUGGAAGAGCAAGAGCGGCCAGUCAGAGCAGUAUGAGAUGCUGCGACAGUUUGCAUAUUGCAACAUCUGCAAACGUGCGUUGAAGAACACUGUCAUAAAAACAUGCGGGCACACAUUCUGCAACGACUGUGUCGAGGAACGACUGACUUCUCGAUCGAGAAAAUGCCCGAAUUGCGGAAAGUCGUUCGGCAGCAACGAUCACAUGCGGAUCACCCUUUAG
Messenger RNA from Rhinocladiella mackenziei CBS 650.93, 2121 nucleotides. RefSeq lists its product as uncharacterized. The record is from RefSeq and is a predicted model, not a curated record. Gene Ontology annotation, cellular component: HULC complex; nucleus. NCBI's taxonomy places the organism in Eukaryota, Fungi, Ascomycota, Eurotiomycetes, Chaetothyriales, Herpotrichiellaceae. The transcript is spliced from 2 exons. The coding region runs from base 1 to 2121 and encodes 706 amino acids. Gene Ontology annotation, molecular function: ubiquitin protein ligase activity.